CCUACACACCUACACGCCAGGGAGAGAGAGCUGCUGCUGCACACUACACAUACACACACAUAAUUUUUUUUGAGAAUCGUCGGUGAAAGAAUGGCGUCCGCCGGUGGAGAUGUUACCAGGAGGCUGCAGCAGGAGCUGAUGGGUAUCAUGAUGGGCGCGGACCCCGGCGCCUCGGCAUUUCCCAACGACGACAACCUGUUCGAGUGGACGGCCACGCUUUGCGGGAGCGAAGACACGGCGUACGAAGGGUUGACGUACAAGCUCAAGCUGGUGUUCCCGGACACUUAUCCGUACAAGGCACCGCUCAUCACCUUCGAGACCCCCUGCUUCCACCCCAACGUGGACGAGCACGGCAACAUCUGCCUCGACAUCCUCAAGGAGAAGUGGUCCUCGGCCUUCAGCGUCAGCACCAUCCUGCAGUCUCUCCGAUCCUUGCUAGCCGACCCCAACAACGAGAGCCCCCUGAACACGGAGGCGGCGCAGCUGUGGGCGGAUCAGGACAAGUACCGACAAGUUUGCAAGCAGAAGUACCAGGAGGGCGCGGGGGAAGCCUAACGAUGGGUCACGUGUCGGCGUUUCCGGCCGUGUUGUCUCUCACGAGAAUUGGUCCUGGCAGGCAUGUGCUUGCUAGCUAGUGCUCGCCGCAUUCUCCGGCAAGAGCCUGGGCGGCUUGCUCGCACCUUCGCAGAUUUUUGCACCAUUUCACCCCUCUUUCUCCCUAGUGUCGCCGAAGAUGUGUAGUAGCAGCGGCGGCAGUGUACCAGUAUAAUAGGCACUUCCAACGUGCGUGAUGGAGUGGAACACGACGCGUGCGUGUGUUUGACCUGUGAUUCGGUACGCACCUGGUGCGUUUUAUGGGUUGACACCGCUUUGCGGACAGCGGCAAGGGUCGUGUGUCCAUCAAACCUUUGUCAAGUGUAUCGGUAUCUUGUUUGUCUGGAGAGUCGACGCGAGUGGUGUUGGCUUGUCCGAAGGCCAUUGCUGCGCGUCGUGUCUUUGCCACUAUCGUGUCUGGAGAGUCGUCGCGAGUGGUGUUGGCUUCGUCCGAAGGCCAUUGCUGCGCGUCGUGUCUUUGCCACUAUCGUUAUCAUGAGCAGCUUUCUGUGCGUGCCCCCAAGUUCUUCUACAGCUGGUAGUUCAGUCUGGUUGAAGAGCGUGGUCGCUUUUAAAGCCGAAAGCAUCAGCGGGUGUGUUAUUUUAUCUUGUUGUCAUGUGUGCGCGCGGGGGGGUCUCUCUUGGACGUGGAUGGCGGAGGAGGAGUCUGGUAGCAAUUGCUUCAUGUCAUGGCUGCUGUCGCUUGUAUCUGUUUACUCGUUCUUCGUUUCGGUCACGCCCAGCGUCAACUUUGAUUGACAACACCUAGUACUCUUGUUGGCGUUUCGCUUGAUAAUUUUGUGAGAAUCUUUCGUUCUACAUUCAGCUCGUGGGUGAUAAAUGGAUGGUCUGACUUACCCUCGGUACAAGCCGGAGGCCAUCGUUCCUCGUGUUUCUCUCUAUUGAGAGCUGGACCAGUAGGUUGACCAACUGCUUCUAUGAUUUUUCCCGGUGUCGGCAAUGUUAGUUUAGGCAGACGUUGGGGAGAUUGUACCUUUAUGAAAGUGGUCUCCACAUUUAGGUACAUAGCGGCGAAGGUCUUGGAUAGACGAUUGCUUGUUUUUUGAAAUUGGUGGGUUCUUGGUUGUGAAGGAUGGUGGAGAUUGAACAUGGUGCCAUCAGGGGAUAUAUAUGCACAAGGCUAUUUUGAUAGCUUAGCUUGUACAAAUCAACGAGAAAAUAAUGAUCGCCCGACGUUUGGUGCGUGUUGCGGAAGAUGUGUUGGCUGGUUUCUUGCUCAAAAGCUAUGCAUACGAGCGCAGUAACCAUGGGUUUGUGUUCCG
Messenger RNA from Ectocarpus siliculosus, 1877 nucleotides. The record is from the annotation of a GenBank genome assembly. NCBI's taxonomy places the organism in Eukaryota, Phaeophyceae, Ectocarpales, Ectocarpaceae.